This is a messenger RNA of Prorocentrum cordatum, 1657 nucleotides long. NCBI's taxonomy places the organism in Eukaryota, Dinophyceae, Prorocentrales, Prorocentraceae. The record is from the annotation of a GenBank genome assembly.
AACGAUCUACCAGCGCGACAACAACCGGGGCAUCAGCGCGCGGGCGAAGUCGGCGCCGCCGACGGCGCCCCGCACGGAGGUGUCCCCGUUCGAGCGCCCGGCGGCCGCAGGCCUGCCGCCCAACCACGGUGUGCUCCCGUGGGAGGUUGGUAUGUGGCUCGCCCGGGCGGGGUUGUCGGUGGCGCCCGCGGCCGUGCACCCACCGCCGCCUCUCAGCGGGCCUCCGAAAGCGCCUUCGCCUGCUGCUCCUGGGGGGGUGCCGAACGCCGGGGUGCCCGCGGGCCUAACCGUGCCGUUCGUGCCGCAGCCCCAGCCGCUCGCUGCGGGCGUGGCGCCCCGCCCGACGAAGGACGAGAAUGGCGUGGUCUUGGGCGCGCCGCCGCAGCUACGCCCGCAGCCGCUCCACUCGCCAGCCCCCUUGCAGGGGCUCGCCCCGCCACGCGACGUCAGCGUUGGCGGUGCACCGUUCGUGCCGCCGCCACGCGACGCGGCGGCAGCGAUUGCGGAGAAGGGCGCGAGGGAGAUGGCCUUGGCACUCGCCCUUGCUUUCCCCGCUGGCGCACCGCCGCCGUUCAGCGGGCCGCCGAAAGCGCCCGCGCCAGCCGCUCCAGUUCCGGGGGGGGUACCGUGCGCCAGUGUGCCCGCGGGCCCAACCGUGCCGUUCGUGCCACCGCAGCCCCAGCCGCACGCCGCGGGCGUGCCGCCCAACCCAGCGAAGGACGCGGGUAGCAUGGACGCACGGGCUACGCCUCCUGCAUCGUGGGAGGGGCCGCGCGGGGCCGUGCAGGACCCGCCGGCCGCGGCCGCGGCAGCGGUGGCUUGGCUGGGCGGGCCGGGGAAGAGCCCCCCUGGGGCCGCGGGCGGGCCGGGGACGGCGAUGGCCGCAGCGCCCGGUGCCGUCCGGUGCGCUUGCGGUCUAGACCUCGCGGCGUGCGGGGCGUGCUGCCGCGGCUGGGCGCAGGUGCAGGCAGCGACGAAAGCCGAGGAGGAGGAGGACGUGGUGGCGAACCUGGUGUCCGGCCUCCGCAAUGUGGCCGACGCGAUUGACCACGUAGGCAUGUCACCGGCGGCGGCGGUGGAGGAGGUCCUCAAGGUAGUCAAACAGGCGACGGCGAGGGCCCAGGCGGGUGCCCAGCCCGCAGGGCCACCGCCAGCGGGUCCAGGGGCGGCAGCGCCGACACCCCAAUUCAACACGAAGGACGCGGCCGCCUUGACCAUCGCGCUUCACGUGUCGUUCGAGCGGCCUGGGGCGGGCCCCAUGGACGUGGCGCGGCGCAUUCAAGCAUUUCAUGGGGCAGCGGGGCCGCAGGUCCCAGUGCAGGUCUUGGUGGAGGCGGAGAACCGGGUGUGGAAGAAGCCCCCAGGCACGACGUCCUGGUGGGCGGAGAAGGGCGGUGACGCUCGCACGAACGUGCACCGCCUCCGGGUGCCCGCGCGCCCAUCUUACGGCAGGCCCUCGGCGGUGUCGAUCCAGUACAAUGCAGCCUCGCGUACCGUGGUGGCAGUGGGGGUCAAGCAAAACUUCUUGGACUUCCUCGUCCAGUGGGUGGGGGCCUUCGGCACGGUGGCGGGCGUGACCGCCGGCCAGCAGAACGUGGCCCCGACGUCAGUCAUGCAAUGCCUGCAGGCCGCCGCGGCACCGGGCGCCGCGUGGUAG